GUAUUAUUAGUACUUCAUUUCUUUAUUUGGGAAGGAUCUUUGUUUAUUCUUUAUUUUUGUUAUGUGUAUUUAAGUUAAACAUUGUCAAUUGUAAGCCAUGCGAACUGCAAUAGAGUGUUUUUUGAUAACUGUUUUUAAUGGUUUUGUUAGACGAUAGAUGUGAGUUUCGUACUGUUAUGCAUGAAUUUGAUGCCCAUUCUAAUCUUACCCUUAAACAUUUGAAAAUUGUUAGAGAUGCUUCUAUUAGGAGGCAUUCAACUAUUUGCAAAUACUCUCUCCUUCCCUAAAUAGAGUUUCUAUUUUUCCAUUUAUGUAUGUUACAAAUAGAUUUUCCAUCCUUUAUUUGAUAUGGGUCCAUCAAUUAAAAUAUUAUUUAGCUUUAAUUUUUUAUUACAUUACGCUUUUCCCAUAAACAAUAUGACUAAAUUGAACAAUUUAUGAAUAAUGUACCAACUUUAAUUUUUAAAUGAUUUAAUACAACUAAGGUCCCACUUAUGGUUUCUCCUUGAUACUUGUACCCAAAAGAAUGGGAACUUUAUUUAGGAAUGGAGGGAGUAGUUCAUUAGAUAGAACAUAUCCUAAGGAUAUGAUUGAAUUGAACCUAACUCUUGGGAAAUGAACCUACUAUACCUUAAGUAGAGCAAUUGCCAAUGUCCACCUCGUCCCUAGAUUCAUGUAUUUGUUAUGAAUAUUUUAGGCAUCAAUUGCGUGGAUGAUUCAUUAAGAUAAGGUUACAUUUUAAGAAUUAAUGCUUUAUAGCCUCCAAAGAGAGAAUUACUCGAGUAAUAGUGUGUUUCACUUUGUUGUUUUCAGGUUUGAGCCUUACCAUUUUGUCUACAUUUUGCUUAUUCUUGCUUUAGAUUGAAGUAUUGAUGUUCAUAUAUACAUUAGAGUAUAGACAUCCGUAGUGAAAUUGUAAGUAAUCGAGUUUGCUUAUGUGCUAUGGGAGAGGGGAGUAGGGGUGCUUAUCGCACGAGCCCAACCCAAACUGUAUUGGGCUCGACUCAUCUCGUUCAUCUUUUAGCUCAGCUCGUGAGCUUGCCAAGCCUGAUAAGUGAAGCUUGACUCGAGCUCGCCUCAACUCGAUUUGAGACAAAUCAAAUAAACCAACCCAACAUUAAACCAAACAAAAAAUUUAUAUUCGAAAUUUUUAAAAAAAUCGUUGACAUAUUUUGUAGAAUUAUAGAUUGAAUUCAAAAAGUAAUAUGAAUAAACAUAUUUCAUUUCAUUUUUACUCGCUAACCAAAUAAAUUACUUACAGAUAUACAUAAAAGAUUGACAAACUAGAGUUAAAAGGAUCCAAAAAGAAAAGACAUGAAUUGUUCAAUGUAAAAAAUUGUAUUGAAGAAUACGUAUAAUAACUUUUUUAAGCGUUUUAGCCUAUAAUAACUUUUUUAAGUGCUUUAAGUUAUAAUAAUUUUUUUAUAUAUAAUAACAAUCGAGCGUUUACACGAGUUUUUCGAGCCGAUCUUGGCCUAGUUCGACUUGGCUCAUUAAGGUCUCGAGUCGAGCUCAAAUCUGAACCGAGUUACCACGAGUCGAGAUAUGACCGAGCCGAGCCUGAAGUGUUUGUGACCAGCCUAGCUCAUUAUCACCCCUAGUGGGGUGGUCAUGUGUUGGAAAGUGGGUUCUUUCUCCGAAGUAUUUCAAUUUUCCAUUCCCCAUAACACUCACCAUGGUUCAUAUGGGGUUUUCUGGACUGGUGUCAUUCUUUCUUGUUCGUGUUUUCAAGGUUGUAACUCCUGUCAAAAUGACAUUUGAAAUUUAUGCUACAUGUGUAAUUCCCAUAAGCGCCUUCUUUGCGUCAAGUCUAUGGUUUGGAAACACUGCUUAUUUGCAUAUAUCCGUGGCCUUCAUUCAAAUGUUAAAAGCUCUGAUGCCUGUGGCAACGUUUGUCAUGGCCGUUGUGUGUGGCACCGACAAAUUAAGGUUCGAUGUGCUCUUGAACAUGGUCCUGGUCAGUGUUGGAGUCGUCGUCUCCUCGUAUGGGGAGAUCCAUUUUAAUAUCAUUGGCACCCUAUACCAGGUCACUGGAAUAUUCGCUGAAGCACUCAGGCUGGUCCUUACCCAGGUCCUACUCCAGAAGAAGGGCUUGACUCUAAAUCCUAUCACCAGCUUGUAUUACAUAGCUCCAUGCAGCUUUGUGUUUCUGUUUAUACCAUGGUAUAUGCUGGAGCAACCUCAUAUGGAUAUUUCCCGAAUCCAGUUUAAUUUUUGGAUUUUCUUCUCCAAUGCUAUUUGCGCUCUGGCCUUGAACUUCUCAAUUUUCUUGGUGAUCGGUAGAACCGGGGCGGUCACUAUCCGUGUUGCUGGUGUCCUAAAAGACUGGAUUCUGAUUGCCCUUUCGACUGUGAUAUUUCCAGAGUCAACAAUCACAGGGCUCAACAUAAUUGGCUACGCAAUUGCACUUUUGGGUGUUGUUAUGUACAACUAUUUGAAGGUAAAGGAUGUUCGUGCAUCUCAAUCAGCUACACCAGAACGAACUCCAGAAAGAGUUGUAAAGGAUUGGAAGUUUGAAAAGAAGUCAUCUGACAUAUAUGUACCCAAUGAUGACGACGGUAAAAAUGGUGGAAGCAGUGGAGGGAGUAUUAUAGCUUCUGAGAAGAUUGUCGACGAAGAAGCUCCUUUAAUUCCAUCCUCUAGGUUGUCUCAUAUAGGGAGGACACAGGUAAACCCGCAUCCUGCAUGAUCUAUCUUGUCAUGAAGAUGUGAUCUUUUAUUUCCCCACUCUGCAGAGAAGAAUAGGAGCUAAAUAUAGCGGCAUACACUAUAUGUUGUAGACACUGAGAUGCAUCUUUUUGCUUUAUAUUUUUUAGGACAUGCAGAUCUAGGGCAAUUCAUUUGUAAAGACUCGGAAUAUAACCCUUAGUGGGUUUGUAUUUGAAAGCAAAGCAUUCAAUUCUCACUGAAAUUUUGCUGGUCA
Messenger RNA from Beta vulgaris subsp. vulgaris (sugar beet), 2923 nucleotides. RefSeq names its product probable sugar phosphate/phosphate translocator At1g48230. The coding region runs from base 1676 to 2689 and encodes 337 amino acids. The transcript has 9 exons. Gene Ontology annotation, cellular component: trans-Golgi network; endosome; Golgi apparatus. Gene Ontology annotation, molecular function: antiporter activity. NCBI's taxonomy places the organism in Eukaryota, Viridiplantae, Streptophyta, Magnoliopsida, Caryophyllales, Amaranthaceae. The record is from RefSeq and is a predicted model, not a curated record.